This is a messenger RNA of Ectocarpus sp. CCAP 1310/34, 681 nucleotides long. The record is from the annotation of a GenBank genome assembly. NCBI's taxonomy places the organism in Eukaryota, Phaeophyceae, Ectocarpales, Ectocarpaceae.
AUGACGGAUCGCUCCGCAGGAGGGAGCCCAAACCAGCGCGGAUCCAUCUUGCGGCGGAACCUGCUCCAGUUGUUGGGAGUAGCAGCAGCAUCAGUGAUAUGUUGCAGUCGAGCACACGCCAACCCGGCUUCGAAUGCCUUGAGCUACCCCCCGGCAGUUCUGGUGUUCGAGAGCCCUUCGAAUGGAUCCGCAGCCGUUUAUGGGACGAACAUGAACUUUGCCUUCUCCCUGAGGUCAAGCCGGGAAGGGCGCAUAUUGACCCACGAGGAGAUCGAGGCACUCCGAGAGGAUGGCGUUUCCGUUUGCCUCGCCAAGAAAGGGGAUCGGAGACCACCACUUUGUGCCUUGCUGAGCACGGACACCACUCUCAGCCUUCACAAGCCGCUACCCGGCAUGUGGCACACGAUAGUGGCAACCCUCCAUCACAAGGCUGCGACGAAUGCCGGAGAUGACUCGGACGAGGCUAGGGCCUGGGCCGAAGCCGGCGACAGCGUGUCAACGUAUGCAGAAAUCGAAGGGUUGUCAUCUACAUCCAGCGUGUCCAUGUGCGGCGAGAGUGCCUGCCUGGACAGCAGCGAGAAGCGCUCGGCAUACUUCGACAAUGUGUACAGGAGUGGAGCGGAGCAGGCCGUGGCGGCAGUUUUCGCGGUCCGGGCAGGGCCAGCCCUCUACUCCCAGUGA